Trichoderma asperellum CBS 433.97 is the source of this 882-nucleotide messenger RNA. RefSeq lists its product as uncharacterized. The record is from RefSeq and is a predicted model, not a curated record. Gene Ontology annotation, molecular function: phosphoprotein phosphatase activity. Gene Ontology annotation, biological process: dephosphorylation. NCBI's taxonomy places the organism in Eukaryota, Fungi, Ascomycota, Sordariomycetes, Hypocreales, Hypocreaceae.
AUGAACCUCGACGAGCCAUACAUCUGCAUUCCAGGAGUGCCCAACUUUCGUGAUAUCGGUGGCUAUGCUAUUACUUCGGAAAAGAAUAAGCAGGUCCGGCGAAAUGUCAUCUUCCGUUCGGCAUUUCCUCGUCAAAUUUUAGAUCCCAAAUCAGGGAGAGCGAAGAACAAGAUACAGCUGUUCAAUAUAAGUCAUGUGUUUGACUUGCGCUCAGAAAAUGAAUUUCUCAAAUCGAGAGUCUAUGACAGGAGAAGAUGGCUCUGGUCAGCAACGUUUCGAGUGUCAGCGCCGGUAUUCCGGCCUGAAGACUACAACCCUCAUACUCUAGCUUGUCAAUUCAAAGAAAGCGGCUCUGGUCCUGAAGGGUUCGUCCAAAUAUUUGAUAAGAUUCUUGAAUCGGCAAGCCAUCCCGAGAACAAAGCUCGCCCUUUUGCGCAAAUUCUCGAACUUCUAUCCUCUAAAACUAACAAGCCUCCUGCGCAGCCUAUACUUAUACACUGCGACUUGGGCACGGACAGAACAGCUGUCAUCUGCGCAUUGAUCCUAUCCCUGUGCGGCGUGAGCGACCUGGACGUGGCUAAGGAUUAUCAUCAAUCCGGUAUCGAGCUGGCUUCCCAUCUAAAGUGCAAUGCGGUAAAGCUCGAGGAGGAUCCCGUAUUUAAAAGCGCUGGAGGAACUGCGGCCGAUGCGAAGAUUUUGGUUUCAACGCGGGAGGAUAACAUGUUGUGCUUUUUGAAGUAUCUCAGAGAGAAGCAUGGCUCGAUUAAGCAAUGUAUUAAGAACCACAAGUUGCUCGAUGAUGAUGGCAUAUCGAGACUGAGGAAAAAUAUGAUUGUCGAUGCCGCCAAGAAUCACUCUAUUGCUAGGGCAUGGGAUAGGUAG